GUCAGAAACGCUUUUUGCAUUAUUAAAUGAGUGGUUCAGUCUCGGAUAGGUCAGUGACAGUGAAGGGCGCUAGAGAGUCGGUCCGGGCGGAACCGGACACUGUGUGUCGCUCGGGUUCCGGUCAGGAUCGGUCCAGUAAACCCGAAUAACCAUGGCGUCCGCCGGUCCACCCGACACGGGCUUAUCCGCCCCUCCAGAUCUGAGGACUCCUUUUUGGAGGCUGUUGGCCUCACGGAGAGGGUCCAGCGGAAUUCGAAAGAUGACAUUGACGGAGGGGCCGGGAUCAUCUCAGAGUAUGAAGAAGACUAUUGGUCACAGAGGAGUUGACCCCACUGGAGAAACAACUUACAAAAAGACGACUUCCUCCGCCCUCAAAGGUGCCAUCCAGCUGGGAAUCACACACACGGUGGGCAGCCUCAGUCAGAAAGCAGAGAGAGACGUUCUCAUGCAGGACUUCUAUGUAGUGGAGAGCAUCUUCUUCCCGAGUGAAGGAAGUAAUUUGACUCCAGCACACCACCACGGUGACUUCAGGUUUAAGACCUACGCCCCCAUCGCCUUCCGUUAUUUCAGGGAACUCUUCGGCAUUCGACCUGACGAUUAUCUGUACUCUCUGUGCAACGAUCCUUUGAUUGAACUGUCCAACCCUGGAGCGAGUGGAUCGAUAUUUUAUGUGACAAGCGAUGAUGAGUUCAUUAUUAAAACAGUGCAGCACAAAGAGGCAGAGUUCCUGCAGAAGCUACUGCCGGGCUACUUCAUGAAUCUGAAUCAGAACAAGAGAACGCUGCUCCCCAAGUUUUACGGCUUGUAUUGCGUGCAGGCGGGCGGAAAGAACAUCCGGAUUGUUGCAAUGAAUAACCUGUUGCCCCGUAGUGUGCCUAUGCACCUCAAAUAUGACCUGAAGGGCUCCACAUGCAAGCGCCGUGCCUCCCCCAAAGAGAGAGAGAAGAGCGUCCCCACUUACAAAGAUCUGGAUUUCAUCCAGGAUAUGCCCGAGGGCAUCCAGCUCGAACCAGACAACUACAACGCCCUCUCCAAAACCAUCCAGCGGGACUGCCUGCUGCUGCAAAGCUUUAAGAUCAUGGACUACAGUCUUUUGGUGGGAAUCCAUAACUCCGAUCAGGCGUCCCGUGAGCAGCGAGCAGGGGCAGUAGAGGCCGGGGGGUCCGAGGGGGCCGUGACGCCGGACCACAGGAGGCCACAGGCUCAGAAAGCUCUCUACAGCACCGCUAUGGAGGCCAUACAGGGAGAGGCCAAAGGGAAAGGAACCCUGGAAACAGAGGACCAAUGGGGAGGAAUCCCUGCACGCAACAGUAAAGGAGAGAGAAUACUGAUUUACAUUGGGAUCAUCGACAUAUUACAGUCAUACAGAUUUAUUAAAAAAAUAGAGCAUUCCUGGAAGGCCUUGGUUCACGAUGGGGACACGGUCUCUGUACAUCGCCCCGGAUUCUAUGCAGAGCGCUUCCAGCGUUUCAUGUGCAGUACAGUUUUUAAGAAAACACUGAAAUCAUCCCCCUCAAAGAAGAGCCGAAGUGGCUGUUCGAGUUUUGUGAGACGGCUUCCGAUGGGAAGCUCUGCUUCUGCUUCUGCUCCCAGUGGACAGACAGUUGCUGACGCCAGACUCCUGUACCGUACUCAUCCUCACCAGACCGACUCCGAAGGAGAGAGUGGCAUGCACCUGGGCAGACCCGACCUGCUCCCAAAUCCUUUGGCUGGAAGCUCCAGUGAAUUUGGGGCAACAGAUCUGCCAAACUCUUCACCUGGCAGCACAGGAAUGACAUCGUCUUCACCUCCUCAAAGGUCUGUAGGGGUGGAGGUGCACAAAUCUGCAGUCGCUGAGCCUGACAGCAGCGGCCCUCUGAGCUCUGGAGCCGAAUGCUUAGAUGAACAGUUGAGCAACAAAGAUGCCAUUUCACUCAAAGACAUCAUCCCAGAAACUGACAUUUGAUUUGUACAUUUUAAAUGAACAAAUGUAACGAAAAUAUUUUCAUUCUGAACCCCAAAUGUUUUUUUCAGCAAGAGCAGAACUCUUACUGGUGACACAGGAGCCGAGCAUCUAAACAAGUGAUGGACACAGAACCUCAGAAGAGAUGAGGGUCGGUAUGAUGGGGAUUUUCCCUCAGUGGGAGCUUCAGAACUCCAGGGCCAGAACACAAUGAAGUAUGUUUUAAAAGUGAGUGAGAGACAGAGGGAAUGAAGAAAAGCUACCGAGCGAGGAGUUUUGCCUGCUUUUUCCUCUUCUGUCGCACAGGAAGUGCUGCUAAAACCAGAUUUAACCAGAAAAUGCUUGGAAAAGUGAUGUUAGCAUCUCAGUCACACUCUUUACUCCCUUUGUUUGCUCUUAAACGUUUAAAACAGAGCAAGCAGGAUGCAAAACCUUAUUUAGUUUCCUCUGCCUAGCUAGAGGACGUUACACAGUUGGCACCACUUUAUAGUAUCGUUGGAGGCUAUGUUGCAUAGAUCUUUAUUUAUAUAGGUCUUUAAACCUAUUAAAUCUCUCUGAACUGGUGUGAUGAGGACUAAUGGCUGCUGGCGCUCCAGUAUACUUCUCUCAGAAGGUGAGCGUGUGUGGCAGAGAUAAGCAAUCAAGAUCUAGUUCUCAGUGGCUUCUGUAUAUACAUAUAUGAAGGUUAAUUUUGUUACGACUUUUUUUUUUUUUUUUUGUAAGUAAAUCUGAUGAUCUCAUUUGUGGGUUUUCCCAGCUCUUUCUGUGUUGAGACGGCAUGUGCCAUAAGAACGACAAAAAUAUGGGGGGAAAGAAAUGACCAAAAAUGAUUCCAAAAGUAACUGUUAAAAAGUAAAUGCAUUUGAAUGUUACAGAUAGGUGUACUACACCUCCUCUGAGGUGCCACUAAUUUUUAAUAUCAAGGUUGAGAAAUGCACGGACCUGCUUCCAUGCCAUAUUCUCUCAUAUUGUUACUGCACAUAUUGCUGCCAUGCCAAGGGCCCUCUAAUAUUUUGUAUAUAGUUCUGUAAAUAUUCAUUCUGUGUUCCUGUACGUUAUAAAACGUUACUAAUCUGCUCUUUUGGCACAGCAGGUAUUAUCUUUUAACUAACAUAUCAAUGACGUCUUCCGAUCAUCUGCCUUAAUGCAGCCAUAAAAAUUCCAUGGGCUCCAGACUCUUGCUCAAGUCAUUUCAGAUCUACCGGUUACAGAUGAUUUUGUGACACAAUGCAUGUUUUGUAAGUCUUUUUACUGGCCCUUUCAUACAAACCUAAGCAUUUUCUAGCAUUAUACACAAUCAUAGUGUGUAGACAAGACUGAAGCAGUCUGAAUUAAAGGAAUGUAAGCUGAAUUUAUAUUCGAACAGGAUGUUUUGUCGAUCUUAAGAUCAUUCAUAGCUGAUUUCCAAAUUCCAGUUUUCCUUGAUUUCCAAGGACGUCAAAUCCUGUACAGCCAUGAAGAUGUUCUCUGGAACAGUUGUACUUUAAGACUCACCCUGAGAUUAAAUAAUCUUAGUAAAGAUUAAAAGAAUGAAAGAAAUAGACACUAGUGGACUUUACCAGGGCACAUGUGAACAAUUUUUCUAACAGAAGAGCCUUUGGCUCAGUAAAAGCUCUCAGUGAAUCUGCCUUUCUAUUUUCGCUUCCAUUUGACUCAUAAUGUUUAACAGAGGAAAUGGUUUUUAAUGGAUCUAUCAUUUGAAAGGGAUUACUUACAGUUUCUCUUAAUAGUCAGAGCUGAUUUCAGGCUUGGAGACCUGUGUUAAACACAGAUCUGAGACUGACAUUGCAGUCUUGAAGUAUUUAGAAUAAGGGCUGACUGUAGUCUUGAACAGUUUUGUGUUGUCCCAAAUGAAACUGCUCUUAAAAUCAUGCAGGUUUGGGACUGAAGUGAUGUUUUCCCAAGGAUUUGAUUUUUGCAGACCUGAAGAAAAUGCAGAUAGAAUAUGAACAGGAAGUACAUUGACAGUCUUUCACAAGACUGUGUUGAAGAAAUGUUCUCUAAACCUUCAGUGGAUGCAGUAGUUAUGUUGUUUUUGAUAUUUUUUAAUGUUUGAUCAAAAUGUAAUUAGCAUGCCUGUGGACAUAAGUUUUGUGUAAAUUUUUGCUUUGUGUUUUAUUUUAUUUUUUGCUCUUUUGAUUUGAAUCCUUUCAGUGACUUUUUCAAGUCAUUGUCAAAUGUUACACAUUAAAUCAUGUUACAGAACAUUUUGAUAAUGCACCUUAAUGUUGCUAAUGUUGCUAACAAUCUAAUAUCUCUGAAAACUAGAUCUAAACUCACAGUUUGUCCUCUGCAGAUAACACACAUCUCCUUUGGCAUUAAUAUAAAAAUCAAAUAUAAGCAGUUUGCUAUUUUGCUGGCUUUUUUGUGUCAUAUAUUGUAGGGUUUUAAUGCUAUUUCUAAACUUUAAUAAUUAUGUGAUUAUUGGUGAAUGUCGAAAGAUACCUAUAUUCAUAUUUACACUCCUGAGACCUACAGUACAGUCAGAUUAACAGUGCCCUGAUUCACAUUUUUACAUUUUAUAGUCAAUUUCUAUCCCCUUUCAGUUCAAAGAUAUUGGGUCAAAAAUAAUGGAACUAAGUUACUUUCAUAAAGUCUUGCACACAAGACUUUAUGAAAAAGUCUUCAUUCUUCUGAAUAUUCAUGUUCCAUGAAAUCUUUGUUCAGCUCUCAGUGGCUUAAUUUCACAGUUGGCUUGUGGGGUAGGUUUCUGGAAUCACAGAUUUUUUUUUUUUGGUCUUCACAAUUUAAGUCUCACUAAUUUCUGCUUCUGUUUGUGGGUUUUAUUGCAAAAACACAACAAUUACUACCUUUUUUUGAUUAACACACAGUACUUUUUAAUCUAUUAUUAUUAUGUGCUAGAAUGACGUUCUGUGCCUCUAAAAUCACACUAAAAUAUCUUAACCUCUUGACUUUAAUAUUCCAAAUGUGAAUCUUUGGUCUGGAAAUACAAAUGAAAUAAAAAUGAAAGUAAAAUUGUCAGUCAAACAGAGACAGCUAUUUUUCAUAUGCUUUGUCCAGUGUUUGUAUUCAUACAUGUUUUUUGCACCACAGACACAUCAGCCGUGCACAGUGCACACCAGUUUAAAUGCUGGCAACCUGGACAUUAAACAGACAACCUACCUAAUGAAAUAUGAACGUUUCUGCAUGUAUGUCAGUGAUUGUAUUUAUUAAGAAAUGUCUUGUUUCUCUUCUAAUCUUUUUAUUUUAUUUUAUUUGUAUUUUUUUUUAGCCCUCUAUGAAUUUUGGAUUCUGUAUAGAUGAUUGUAUGUAUUGUGUAAUCUGGCAAAAAGCCGUGUCUGUGAUCUAAGUAUAUGUAUUUUAUUUCGGGUUGGAGGGAAGUUCUUGACAAUAUAAAUAUAUAUAUAUAUUUUUUUUUUGUAUUUUAUGUGUUUAGGGUAUCUCUAAUGGUAAAUAUUCCAAUUCGUUGUAAUCUGUUAAAGCUUUUCCUCAGCUUUUCUACAUUUGAAUGUAUGCCGUGUCAGGGACAAUGACUGACAACUGGAAGUGCUUCGAGGACUAUAUUUUUACCAGGCCUGUAUAAAACGUGUUUAUAAUAUGUAAGCAAGUCACAGAAAUGCCUUUUUCUUGUGUGGUGUUUGCAGCAUGUUUCUCCAACCAUCUUUCAUUAAUGUGGUGAUGCCGUUUUUUCACAUUGUCUUUCCUGUUUAAAAAGAAUAAAAUAUUUUCUAAACCAUUA
This is a messenger RNA of Carassius auratus (goldfish), 5642 nucleotides long. RefSeq names its product phosphatidylinositol 4-phosphate 5-kinase type-1 alpha-like. The transcript has 16 exons. Gene Ontology annotation, cellular component: plasma membrane. Gene Ontology annotation, biological process: phosphatidylinositol phosphate biosynthetic process. Gene Ontology annotation, molecular function: 1-phosphatidylinositol-4-phosphate 5-kinase activity. NCBI's taxonomy places the organism in Eukaryota, Metazoa, Chordata, Actinopteri, Cypriniformes, Cyprinidae. The record is from RefSeq and is a predicted model, not a curated record. Bases 152 to 1945 code for a protein of 597 amino acids.